Messenger RNA from Penicillium chermesinum, 1887 nucleotides. Its product is annotated as non-ribosomal peptide synthetase. Gene Ontology annotation, molecular function: phosphopantetheine binding. The transcript is spliced from 3 exons. The record is from RefSeq and is a predicted model, not a curated record. Gene Ontology annotation, cellular component: cytoplasm. Lineage: Eukaryota; Fungi; Ascomycota; Eurotiomycetes; Eurotiales; Aspergillaceae. Gene Ontology annotation, biological process: amino acid activation for nonribosomal peptide biosynthetic process; secondary metabolite biosynthetic process. The coding region runs from base 1 to 1887 and encodes 628 amino acids.
AUGGCCGGUGACCAAAGAAACAACCCAGUCGAAGAUCUAACCCUGACGAGAAAUGGCAACCAAAUACGAGCUAGCUUAAAGAAGAAGACCCUGCCGCCCCACGAAAACCCAGACAGCAUAAUUUGGACAUUCAGGCAUGUCCUGAAACAAAUCACAACCCAACGCGAGACCUUACUGUUGAAGGAUAUCGACUAUUGCUCCUCUUGGGAUCGAAAACUCCUCCGAGUCCUCACCCGCACCAAAUCGAUCACAAACAAUGUUUGCCUCCACGAUCUCAUACUGUCAAAUUGUCGCGAAUAUCCCAGUCGAAUGGCAGUGCGAUCUUUUGACGGGGACUUGACCUACAAGGAGCUGGACGACCUGUCAUUUCGCUUGGCUAUUCACCUCAGAGGACUAGGCGUGGGGCCUGAGACUUUUGUCCUGAGCAGUUUCCAAAAAUCAACAUGGGCAAUUGUUGCUCGACUGGCGAUCUUGCGCGCUGGAGGAGCUUAUAUAUCUAUCCACGCAAGUAAUCCACCGGCCUAUUUGAGUUCAGUGAUCGAGCGGACCAACGCAAAGGUCAUGUUGAGUGAUCCUGCCUUUGCAGACCAGUUCUAUCAUUGCAUUGAUACUGUGGUGGGGGUAACCCCGGAGUGGCUUCAAACUCUUCCCAUGUCCUCCGAACAUAAACUCCCUAGCAUUGAGCCCUCGAACGCGUGCACUGUCCUGUUUACGUCAGGAAGCACAGGAAAACCAAAGGCCAUCGUUCAAGAGCAUCGCUCCUACGCCUCUGCGAUACGGGAUUAUUCGCGGAAUCUAGGACUGACGGAAGAAACACGCUAUCUCCAUUUCGACGACUACGCAUUCGACAUUAGCAACCUGGAAUUCCUGGUCCCACUCAUUCUUGGGACAGUCCAAGACCUGACCGAGAACAUCCAAACCCUUGCGGCAAACAUUGCUUUCCUAACCCCUACGGUCGCCAUCAAGCUUAACCCAGCGGCAGUACCGAACUUGAAAAUCCUCUGUGUUGGCGGCGAGCCUCUCCCAAAGGACCUCUUGAACAACUGGGCGGGCAGCUCCACCAGGCUCAUCAAUCAAUUCGGCAUGGGCGAGGCAGCGGUAUGCUGCGCCUACAAUGACAGUGUCCACGAGCCAGGAACCCCAGUUGCGACGAUCGGGAAGCCUUCCAGUGGCGCCAUCUGGAUCGCCGAUCCCACAUACCCCGAGAAACUAAUGCCGGUCGGUGCGGUGGGCGAGAUCGUGAUUGAAGGGCCCCAUCUGUCCAGAGGAUACCUGGAUCAGAAUCAUCAAGCUCUCGACAGGACUAAACCUGCCGGGUUCCUAGAUCAAACCCCCGAUUGGCUGGGCCAGUUGCAUCCCGAUCGCAGCGGGGCCCGGUUAUACCGAUCGGGCGAUCUGGCUCGAUGGUUGCCUAGUGGACGGAUCGAGUACAUUGGCCGAAAAGAUACGAUUGUGAAACUGGAUGGCUGCCGAAUUGAUGUCAUCGAAGUCGAACACCUUGCGCGGAAAUGUCUCACGCCCAAAGAUGCGAUCGUGGUUGAUCUGCUGGGAGUGAUUGACGGCCGGGAAGACCCCUGCUUAGCGGCGUUCCUUUAUUUGAGCGACCAUCCCAAUAACUCCGAAGCUGUCGACGUUCGUUUAACAGACAGCAGUGAGGAUUCUUUGGCGACGGCAAAGGUCCGUCAGAUCCGGGAAGUGCUAGCCGAGUUUCUCCCGCUGUAUAUGAUCCCUACACUUUUCCUUCUCGCCACACGAGUGCCGAGGACAGCAUCCAAUAAGACGGAUCGACGCAUGAUUCGAAUGCUUGGACAGCAGUACCAUGCUUCAGAACGUGAGCGACGAAGCCAGCAUGGCCCUCGCGCUGAAGCCCAGCUCCUUCCUCCAUGA